CUCUUGUGCACUGCAUCUUAAUUCAUUUUUUGUGCCCUGUGCAUGGCAGCAAGAUCACAUGAACAGACCAAACACCUCCAUAAAUUAUUCGCAGUACACCAGCCCCACCUCUCUCCAUGAUACAUGUUAUCUCUCUCCCUUCCUGCCAUGGUCCAGAGGGCCCUCACUCAUAGCGCGCUGGUAGCCUGGUACUACAAAAGAUGGCAUCAUUUUUUUCUUUGCCUCCCGCUCCUCCUUGUCUGCUCCUUCCUUUCUCCCCCAUAUGAGCUGAGAGGUUCGGAGCAAGACUAGUUUUAUGUAGAGCAAACAUCGUAACCAGAAAAAUCUCUUCUUUGAUCUUUCAAAAAGAAGAAUAUCUUCCCUGGCCCAGAGAUUCCCCACAAAUCAGCAGAAAAAAACAACAUUUUUCAAGUUGUUUCUCUUGUGUUCUCCUGCAGAUAGUAAAUUCAGAACUAAGAAAUCCAGAAAAAAUCCUCCUUUUUUUCUCUGGUCAUUCGGCCCAAUCUUCCAAAGCAGAAGUUAGAGAACCAAGAACUACCAUAGCAAGAUCUUGGUUCUGUUCCAUUUGCAUCAAUUCAGCCGUGUAGAAACAAGAAAUCUACUCAAACGAUCCACCUUCGGUUGCCGCAAGAUUCGCAUCUUUCCUGAGGGAAGCGAAGAUUCAACCGCUGAAGAAGCCAAGUCUCCGACGAUGGCGGCGGCGCUGGAGUGCUGGUCGGGGCGGCCGAGUACCGACGAGGAGAUGGUGGAGCAGGUUCUCAUGAAGCCCCACAGUCGCUCAGACGACUCCCUCCCGACCUGCGCCGACUCUGCCUGCGCCGGCCAGCCGACUUCGGUGCCGGCAGCGCCCAAGAAGUGGCAGCGGCUGGGUCGCAACUUCGCCAGCGCCAUCGCGGCGUUCAAGAACACGCUGAACCUGGAUGGCGGCGGCCUUCCCCGCGACCCCUCGCCGCGCGCAGAGAAGCCGCCACCUCUCCUCCUCCGAGGCCUCGCGCAGCUCUACUCCCGCGGCGCCGUCAACCAGCAGCUGCCGGAGAAGCUCGUUGCCGACCUCCGCCGCCACUUCGACGCUCUCCCCAACAGCUAUGCACAGGCAGGAUUUGACAUGAAAGAUGUCCUCUUGCAUGCCCGCCUUGUAGAGCAGGCGACAGGCGAGGAUCAGCCUGCAGUGAACAUUGAGGAAGUUCAUGGCAGAGGAGGUGGUGAUGAAGGCACUGCUUUUCAGCUCACUUUUGCUUGCAUUGCCCCGCUUUCAUGGCAGUCAAUGUCAGGCUCACUUGAUAGCCCUGUGCUCUGCUGCAAGAAGAUCCAGAUCUUUGAGAAGAGAGGAUUGACACUUGGCGUUGUCAUGAUACUUGUGCAGUCCGGGAAUGAGGCGCUCUUCAAGAACCGGGUUGAGUCUGCACUGAAAUCUGCCGUAAAGAAGCAGAGGAAGAACAGUGGCGGUGUGAAGCUACCAUUUGGGCUUUGUGGUUGUCAAGAAGAAGGAUCAAGGAACUUUGAUGAGGAGUCUAUGUUUGAUCCAGAUGAUGGUCAGGUACUUGAGAGUGAGCCAACUCGCAGACCACAGCUUCCCACUCCCCUACCACAAUCAUCAGUCUUUGUCUCAGUAGAUGAAUGGCAGACCAUUCGAUCUGGUGGCGAGGAGCUUGGCCGCUGGAUGCUGCGUUCUGAGGAGAUUGAGUUCAUCGAUUGGGUUGGUGCAAAUUCAUUCAAGGGGGUAUAUAGAGGAAAGAAGGUUUGGGUCAACAAAUUGAGGGGCUGUGACAUGGGAAGUGCUUACGAUGUCGAGAUCCGUCAGGACUUGCUGCAGUUGAUGAGCUGUGGCCAGAGGAACAUCCUCCAAUUCCAUGGCAUUUGCUUUAAUGAAAGCCAUGGGCUCUGCGUAGUGACUAGGAUGAUGGAAGGGGGAUCGGUUCAUGAUAUUAUUAUGCAGAGAAACAAAAGACUGUCACUCCGAGACACUGUUAGGAUUGCUCUUGAUAUCGCUGAUGGUUUGGCCUUUAUGAACAGCUAUGGCAUUGCGUACCGUGAUCUCAAUGCUCGAAAGAUCCUUCUGGACAGGCAAGGGAAUGCUUGCCUUGGGGAUAUGGGCAUUGUUACCCCUUGUAAUAAUGUUGGUGAGGUCACUGAGUAUGAGACGUCUGGAUAUCGGUGGCUGGCUCCAGAGAUCAUUGCAGGAGAUCCUGAAACCGUUGCUGAGACCUGGAUGAGCAACAUUUACAGCUACGGAAUGGUGCUCUGGGAGAUGGUCACCGGAGAGGAGGCGUACUCCACAUACUCACCGGUGCAAGCAGCGGUGGGAAUUGCCGCCUGCGGGCUGAGGCCAGAGAUCCCAAGAGACUGUCCUCAUUUCUUGAGGUCACUGAUGAACAGGUGUUGGGAGAAUUCCCCUCUGAAGCGCCCUCAGUUUUCCGAGAUCAUAUCCAUCCUACAAAGGCAGAAUGUCAGAUAGUUUUGUUUUCCUUUUCUUAUGCUAAUAUGCUAUAUAUCAGUUUGGCUUGGCUGUUUGCCUAAUCAUGCAGGAAACUGCAUAUGAGAAAAUAUAAUAUAUAUGCAAAGGCUUGUUACAUUGCUCA
Messenger RNA from Phragmites australis (common reed), 2579 nucleotides. RefSeq names its product serine/threonine-protein kinase STY46-like. Bases 692 to 2455 code for a protein of 587 amino acids. NCBI's taxonomy places the organism in Eukaryota, Viridiplantae, Streptophyta, Magnoliopsida, Poales, Poaceae. Gene Ontology annotation, biological process: protein phosphorylation. The record is from RefSeq and is a predicted model, not a curated record. The transcript has 4 exons. Gene Ontology annotation, molecular function: protein kinase activity; ATP binding.